Messenger RNA from Anoplopoma fimbria (sablefish), 6446 nucleotides. Its product is annotated as insulin receptor substrate 1-B. The record is from RefSeq and is a predicted model, not a curated record. Gene Ontology annotation, molecular function: insulin receptor binding; phosphatidylinositol 3-kinase binding. Gene Ontology annotation, cellular component: cytosol; plasma membrane. NCBI's taxonomy places the organism in Eukaryota, Metazoa, Chordata, Actinopteri, Perciformes, Anoplopomatidae. Gene Ontology annotation, biological process: insulin receptor signaling pathway.
UGCUCCACGGUAGCUGCUCCUCUCCAGUCCACAGCACCGAGACCCGGGCCGAGCAGGACAGGGGGACACACAGACAGACAGGCAGACAGACAGGCUGCAGCAGGAUGGACUCCAUGCACUAAAUGGGAUUACCAGACAGCCUGGACCAGCAGUAGUAGUAGUAGUGUGGAGUUGCGCCGCAUGUGUGGAAAACUUGCGUCCGUCGAGGAGGAAACAUGUCAGGCGUCCAGGAGAGCAAUGCCUGCGACCUCCUCCAGAGCUGCGAGGACGUGAGGAAGAGCGGAUACCUCCGCAAGCAGAAGUCCAUGCACCGGCGGUACUUCGUGCUCCGGGCCGCGUCGGAGCACGGCCCGGCCCGGCUGGAGUACUACGAGAGUGAGAAGAAGUACCGAGGAAAGACCCCCGUCCCCAAGAAAGCGGUGGUUCUGGAGACCUGCUUCAACAUCAACAAGCGAGCCGACGCCAAGAACAAGCACAUGAUAGUGCUCUACACCCGGGCAGAGAGCUUCGCAGUGGCCGCGGAGAACGAGGCGGACCAGGACGAGUGGUACCAGGCCAUGGUGGAGCUGCAGUGCAAAAGUAAGAACCCCACUGACAGCGUGGAAGGGGGGGACUAUGGAGUACCCAUUCCCGGGCCAGCGUUCAAAGAGGUGUGGCAGGUGAAGGUGUGGCCCAAAGGCCUGGGUCAAGCCAAGAACUUGGUGGGCGUCUAUCGCCUUUGCCUGACUGACAAGACGGUAAACUUUGUUAAGCUCAACUCUGAUGCUGCUGCCGUGGUGCUGCAGCUGAUGAAUGUCCGACGCUGUGGCCAUUCAGAAAACUUCUUCUUCGUCGAGGUGGGGCGCUCUGCCGUGACAGGCCCAGGCGAGUUCUGGAUGCAGGUUGAUGAUUCGGUGGUGGCCCAGAACAUGCAUGAAACCUUGCUGGAGGCCAUGAAGGCACUGAGCGAGGAAUUCCGCCAACGCAGCAAGUCUCAGUCAAACUCCGGCCCUGGAGGAGGGGCUACUGCUUCUAACCCUAUCAGUGUUCCCUCACGCCGCCACCACCCAAACCCUCCUCCUAGCCAGGUGGGCUUCAACCGCCGGCCCCGAACAGAGCCUCCAGGAGGAGCUAACAAUGGAGCAGGUGUCAGCAGUGCCAAUGCUUCUCCCACCCCACGGCAUAGCUUCCCUAGGUCUCGCACUGCUAGUGAUGGGGGGAAAGGUGACGACGGGAUGGGAGGGACAACACCGCUCCAAGGACCGUGCUCCAGCCCUUCCGCCAAUGGCUCGUGCUCCACCACCCCAAUCCUCAGGUCAAAGUCAGCACGUUCAGCCCCAACCACAGCUGCUAAAACUCCUCUUGGGUUGAUGCGUUCCAUCUCCACACCAGCGCCCUCCCCAGCCCCAAGCCUCUCCUCCAGCUCUGGGCAUGGCUCUGAGUUUGGCAUCGUGACGUCUUCUGGUGCUGGUCAAGGGUCUGGUGCCUACAGUCGUGUCCCCUCCCAUCGCGCCUCUGUCUCGGGCUCACCCAGUGACUAUGGCUCUUCAGACGAGUAUGGCUCGAGUCCUGGGGAUCACACUGCCCUCCCCCCGAGCCUCCCCGGAAGCUCUGUUGGUAGCGCCGACAGCCAGUCCAUUGGCGAGGAAGGAUCCAACUAUAUUCUGAUGGGCCAACGCGGAGGUGGCGGUGGUGGUAGCAACAGCAACCAAGGGAGCUUGACAUCCAGUUCCCUGCCAGCACCACUAACACCAGCCUGCGGCUCCCAGCCACAGACCAGAAGAGUUUUGCGCCGCUCCUCCAGUCGCGAAUGUGAAGCUGAACGUAGGCUUCUGAGCAAGCGGGCCUCAUUACCUCCUAUGGCCCUGGAGAGGCUGGCCCCACGUCAGCGCAGAGCUGAGGAGCCAGCAGAUGAAGAUUCAGCCGAUUAUGCCAUUAUGUCCAGGAGCACCAGCCGAGAGUCCUUUGCUUCCACCUCUUCUACCACACAGAGGGAAUCUGUCGUGGGUGCUGGGUCAGCAGGGGGAGGAGGAGGGUACCUGGAUGUGGCUGGUGAAUUCAAAAGUGAAGUGGGUGGCGAAGCAAGUGUUAGUGUAGAUAUAGGUGUGGACAAUGGGUACAUGUCCAUGCUGCCUGGUGUCACUCAGCCUCCAGUAUCCCUGUCCCAGUCGUUGGCUGUCUCUGUCCCAGACUCAGAUUCCAAACCUCCUGACGACUACAUGGCCAUGACACCUAACAACAGUGUGUCCCCACCACAGCAGAUCAGGCCUCCACCUGCUUCUGAUGGCUAUAUGAUAAUGUCUCCAAAUAGCAGCUGCUCCCCUGACCAGCGUGGGGGUCUCUCUGGAGGAGCUUGGAUGGGCAGUGGUAGUGCAGACAGCAGGGCGGGUAGUGACUAUAUGAACAUGUCUCCAAUCAGUGCACGUUCUGUAAACGGCAGCCCCCCACCACCUGAACACAUCAGUCAUUUGGAGACCAGUUCUCAACAACAAGCCCCCAAGAUGGUGUAUUCUUACUAUUCUCUUCCCCGCUCAUACAAACAUAACCCCUCUGCUGGACAUUUUGAUGAUGGGCCAGGUCGAGGCAGAAGGUCCAAUGGGAGUUGUAGUAGGGGAAUGGGUGGAGGUAGGACUGUGGGAGCGCGUCAGGAGCCUACAACAGCAGGAAAUUCAGCAGUUGGACGCCACCUGUCACUCUCCUCUUCCUCAUACUCCUCCAGCUCAGCCAGCAGUGAGAGCCUCGGGGAGAACGAGGAACGAGUUACCCAGUCAGUGAGCACCAUGACUGGGGGAGCUCAGUCCAAAGAUGGGAGUAAACUUCAGCAAAGACGCGGCACUGGUGGAUUGUCCAAGCAAGGUAGCCAUAGUAGGAACAGACCAGUGAGCCUGUUUGUUGAUGUAUCCAAGGCUAAUACCCUUCCUAGGGUCCGUGAGAACCCCCUGCCCCCAGAACCUAAGAGCCCUGGGGAGUAUGUAAGCAUUGAGUUUAAGGGGGAAAAGAGCAGCCACACUGGGGUUGGAGGAGGACGCGGCAGGGGUCUCAGGCAUGGCUUAUCACUGCCUCAUGGCUCAAGCAGCAAGCAUCCUCAUCACAGGCCAACUUCUUGCUUAGGGAACUUUAUCCCCCUUUCCCGUAGCCCCUCUGCCCCCAUCACUCCACCAGCUGCCUCGGAGUAUGUCAACAUGGACUUGGGCCCUUCUCCGUCCCCCUCACCCCUCUCCCUCACUCCUAUAGUUUUCCCCUCCUUCCACACCCCUCCCACACCACCAACUCUUGCUCAUGCUCCCAAAGCCUGUGAGGGUACUGCUGGCCCUCGUGAAGAGGGGGCCGAAGUGGCUAAAGCCCCACGUAGGAAAAGCAGAGAAAGUGUCCCAUCAGUGUCUGAAUCUGAGUCCCCAACAUCCUGUGGAGACUACACAGACAUGGUCUUUAGCUUAAAUACCAACACCGUCCCUAGGGCGUCAUCCAGUGUCUCUCCCAAAGCCCCUUCCCCCACCAGGACUGAUACCUCUGUUCCAGUGCUAUCACGGGGUUUAGACUUCCCCCUAGCCAAACCCGGAACCAACCCAGACCACGGGGCUAAAGUUAUCCGGGCCGACCCACAAGGACGCAGACGGCACUGCUCCGAAACCUUUCUUGCCACCCCUUCCCUCCCUACCUCUACCUCUACCUCUACUUCCUCUUCCUCCACUGCCUCCCUCUUUCCAGAACACCCCCAAGCUGUGGCCCGCCGGCUGGGCUUUGAAAGCAUGCUGUGGGGGAAUGGUGCUGUGGCUGACAACCCCACUCAGUUCGCCCUCCCUGGACAGCAAUCCCUACCCACAAACUCUCAGACUUCGUCCACAGAGCAAGGCCUUAACUACAUAGACUUGGACUUGGCCAACAAAGAGGUCCCCCAUUUGGGCCUGGAUGGACCCUCAGGUAGCCAGGCCCCCUCUCGCCUCUUCUCUGUACUGGGUGGAGGUUCUGGGGUCGUGGUAGUGGGCGCAGCAGUCGGCAGCACCAGCAACUCAACACUCAACACUUACGCCAGCAUCGACUUCUACAAAUCAGAGGAGCUGCGGACGCAUCAGAAUGGAAACAAGGAGGGAACAGAGUGCUGAUGUCAGUGCAUCGUCCUUUGGGAAACAAUCUGGUGCCGCUCGGAGAGCUUCAAAGCUUCGCCUGUUCCUUCUGUGACGACCAAUCACGUCGAGGGAGCAGCUGGAUCGGACACGCCCCUGAAGCACUUUGACAGACCGAUGGACAACUUUUUUUUUUUUUUUUCUUCGCUUUCAUCUUGUUGGUUGUGGAAACCAACAGGGAUGUGUGCCAAAUGACAUUUUUGAAAAGCUACUUGCUGCUCUCAUUCCUUGAGUGAAAGCCAAUCAGAGAAUUGUACAAAAAAAAAAAUGAGAUUGGUGUUUUUAGUUUUUUGAUUAUUUUUUUCCCAAGAGAAAAAAAUCUAAUAAUUAAGGUGGAUAUUUAGUUUAUGGAUAAGAAAAUGAAUAGAAUUAUGUAUCUGCUCAAAAAGUGCCUCAUUUUCAGAUUGUAGCCAUUUUACAAAGAACUUCAACUUAGCCGCGACUAACGGAAGCUUUGAGGUUUUUUUUGUUAAUUUUGUGCUUGAUUUGAUGUAGUUACAACAACAAAAAAGCAGCGGAAGAUAUAGAUAAAAGAAGGGUAGCGUUGGUGCGAGCUUGUGUGCUGCGUUCAUGUCAUAUGGGAUGAUUCUAGUUUUUACAACUUCAGAAUAACGGUAGAACGUGAUUUCAAAAAAAUGUUUAUGUGAGGGCUAACAAUACUGUGCAUGGUCAAUAUAACACUAUGAAAAAUGUUCCUCUCUGUCAUUGAGCUCCAGAGUUUAACAUUCAUAAGAUAAUGGAAAACACAAUAAAUCUUAUAGGACAUGAAUGCAGCAUUUUUGCUAACGUUAAUAAUGAUAAUGGUACUAGCCAAUCUGCUGGCCUUCCUGUCUACUGUGAGAAAAUAUUAGCAAAGCCUGUGUUAGCAUUCAGCUCAUUAUAACCCGUGCUGCUCUUAUUCUGUCUUUUUUUUUUUUUUUUUUAUCUCUCUGUUAACUUCUUUAACAAAGCCAUACACCUAAAGUAUUAAACACACAGGCUUGAAAACAAAAGGCACUUGUAGCAGGGGGAUAUAGUAGCUCGCUAGUUAGCUUAAGCCAACAAGGUCAGGUAAACAUUUACAUUGUGCCAGGAUGUAAAUUCAGCAUCCGACUGACCACAGCUCAGGGUUAGACCCCUGAUACAGAGCCAAGCAAUCCCAUUAGUGCUGUUAGCUCCAGACACUAGUGUCUCAUUUAAUCCUCUUCGUCUCAGGAUGCAGAAUAACAUUAGGUACGUACAGCAGAGGAUAGAGACCCUAUCAAUAGCCAUGCUAAUGCUAGCUUUGUAGGGGUCAGAACACUGCUUUUAGCACCGGAAAAAGGGGUCACUUCAAAUUUCAAUUCUGUCAGUACAAAAAAAUAACAAAUGCAAAUUUGUUCUCAGUUAUUUUAUACAUUAAGGUACCAAAACUGUUUAAGAUUAUACACUUUUACAUUUUUAAACUGGUUGAAUUGAAAGUGCUUUGACCUUAAAUCCUUCUUAAAGACUCUGUUUCUAUUUCCCUCCCUCCUGUCUGUCUUUUGCUUAGCUCUUACUUUAAUCUCCGCUAUGCAUCAGCACUUAAGUGCCUGUCUGUCCCUUUUUAUCUGUCUGUCUCUCUGCCCCCUUCUUAGCAGCUAGCACUAAUAGGGCUGUCCUAGCAGAAUAUAUUAUUAAGUCUAUUUUUGUGUCUAUUUUUGCCUCUUUUGGCUGUACAGUUCUCAUGAAAUAACUUUUGUGUUUGUUCGUUGUGACAAUGAUCUAUCAGAUGACUUGACUGACAGCCAUGGCCCUAAUCGGAAGGAGUUUUGGACUUUUUCUCUUUGCCGGUAAUGGAGGACUUAAUUGUCGCAGGCAGCCGUCAGUGCCAAAACACAACAACAACAACAACAACAAGACUUAUGCUCCAACAGCACCUCAAGAAGCAACCUUCAGCUCUCAAGACUGGACGUAUUGCUUUGUUUUGUUUUAAAAGUGUAACCUUUUGUGUUCCCCUGUUGUUGUUUUUUGCAAUGAGUUGGGGGGGGAGGAAGGACUUUAACAUAUCUUGGAGAUAAAGGUCAUUGUGAGGACUUGCGCACGCUUUAACCUUGAAUUUGACUGAAACUUUGACCAGAAAAAUAAAUUCAUGACGAGAAAGAAAAGGCCACCACCAAAAAAAAGAGAAGAAAAAACGUCUAAAUCCAUGUGCAUCUAUGUAGCUCCAAAUUGUACCCGUGUGUUUGUGUGCCUGUCCCAGGAAGUUCAUGAACUCGCUCACUCUGGUCACAUGACUCUGGUGGGCCUAGAGCGUAACAAUGCUGCUUUAUUAUGAGCAGAUUGGGAUCUGUGGUUGGAAUUGGCUCUGAUGGCGGUUACUAAUGCAGAAGUGGGGGGGGGGGG